CUAAAGCAACUUCAUAAAUACAUCUACCCACUCUUAAAACCUAGUGGUUUUGAACCCUUAAUUUCUGUCAAAAGAAAAAAAGGAAAAAGAUACUUAAUAUCGAAUGAUCAAGGUGCAGGCUGCAGGUGUUACAGCAACCCCAGGUGAAGCUUGGGAUUGGAAUGAGCCUGGCGAGUUUGAUAUUUCCCAAAUCUUUAUAUCACAUGAUGGAAAUUACAUUCGUUCCAUUCAGUUUGAAUAUGUUCAGGGUGGAAAUUUUCUACUUUCUCCUUGUCACGGAACAAGACAUGGUCCAAAAUUUUUGUGUGUUAAAUUCGAUUACCCAGCAGAGUUUCUCAAGAAGCUGAGUGGUAAAUAUGAUGGGACAUACGGAAAUGGAAUAGUUUCAUUAACAUUUACAACAAAUAAAAAAACUUAUGGGCCGUUCGGAAACUGCGAAGACCAUCGGAUGGUUGAUUUCGAGGAGUUCGAUGCCAGUGAAGAUUACAGAUUUCCUGACUUCGACUUUGAUGUAGGAGAGAAUCGGUUCGGAGGAUUUCAUGGGUUUGUGGGUAGAGAUACUCUUCUGUCCAUUGGAAUAUAUGUCAACCUUGCAGCUGCUCGACGCACCAGAGCUCUAUCAGUCCAAGGUUCAAAUUCGCUGUCUCUUUAUGAUGAUGUAAAAGAAGAAAGUUAAAGCAAUUUGCAGGAAGCGAGGCUGGAUCCCUGAUUGCUCUUAAACCGUGUCAGAGUACCCGCGCCAACCGUAGCUAAAUCUGAAACGCUCAAAUCUGAAGCUUUUUAUGGUAGAAAUCGCUCUAGAAAAUGUGUCUUCUUUGUGUUUCCUGCAAUAUAGCCAUAGAUAUGUUUGCACGAUCUGUGUGUGUUAAUGGUUAUAUAUUGGUGGGCUUCGUUAAAAUCGGGCUCGAACAGAAUUAGCCUCAUAUUUCCUUCAAUGAAUACGCAUAGGACGCCACAGGUCCAGUCAUCAACUUGGACUACAGAUUUCCAUAAAUUAAUGAAUAAAAUAAAACAAAUUUAUUUUUUUA
Messenger RNA from Ricinus communis (castor bean), 1028 nucleotides. Its product is annotated as inactive protein RESTRICTED TEV MOVEMENT 1. The coding region runs from base 104 to 676 and encodes 190 amino acids. The transcript has 3 exons. Lineage: Eukaryota; Viridiplantae; Streptophyta; Magnoliopsida; Malpighiales; Euphorbiaceae. The record is from RefSeq and is a predicted model, not a curated record.